UUCUUUCUCCGCAGUUUGUCAAGUGUGGCUAUGCUGGGUCUAACUUCCCGGAGCACAUCUUCCCGGCUCUGGUGGGGCGCCCCAUCAUCCGCUCCACCGCCAAAGUGGGCAACAUUGAGAUCAAGGACCUGAUGGUGGGGGACGAAGCCAGCGAGUUGCGCUCCAUGCUGGAGGUCAACUACCCCAUGGAGAACGGCAUCGUGCGCAACUGGGACGACAUGAAGUACCUGUGGGACUACACCUUCGGGCCCGAGAAGCUCGACAUCGAGCCCCGCAACUGCAAGAUCCUGCUCACCGAGCCCCCCAUGAACCCCACGAAGAACCGGGAGAAGAUCAUCGAGGUGAUGUUUGAGACGUACCAGUUUGAAGGCGUCUACAUUGCCAUUCAAGCGGUGCUCACUCUCUAUGCUCAAGGCCUUCUCACUGGCGUGGUGGUGGACUCAGGCGACGGUGUCACCCACAUCUGUCCAGUCUAUGAGGGUUUCUCUCUGCCUCAUCUCACCCGUCGGUUGGAUAUAGCCGGGCGUGAUAUCACGCGCUACCUCAUCAAGUUGUUGCUCCUGCGUGGCUACGCCUUCAACCACUCGGCCGACUUCGAGACGGUGCGGAUGAUGAAGGAGAAGCUCUGCUACGUGGGUUACAACAUCGAGCAGGAGCAGAAGUUAGCCCAAGAGACGACGGUGCUGGUGGAGUCCUAUACGCUGCCGGAUGGCCGAGUGAUCAAGGUCGGCGGGGAGCGCUUUGAGGCCCCCGAGGCCUUGUUCCAGCCCCAUCUCAUCAAUGUUGAGGGAGUCGGGGUCGCAGAGCUCCUUUUCAACACCAUCCAGGCCGCCGACAUCGACACUCGGAGUGAGUUUUACAAGCACAUUGUCCUUUCGGGGGGUUCCACCAUGUACCCCGGACUGCCCUCCCGCCUGGAACGGGAGAUCAAGCAGCUCUACUUGGAGCGGGUGCUGAAGGGCGACGUGGAGAAGCUGUCGAAAUUCAAGAUCCGCAUCGAGGACCCGCCACGCAGGAAGCACAUGGUGUUCCUUGGUGGAGCGGUGCUGGCCGACAUCAUGAAGGACAAGGACACCUUUUGGCUCCAGCGCUCAGAGUACCUCGAGAAGGGGACCCGGAUCCUGGAGAAGCUGGGGGUGACCGUCCGAUAGGAACGGACCCCUCCGGCCGUUUGGCCUCGAUACAUUCCAGCCCUCUCUCUUUCCCUCCUCCUGUGGAGCGACCAUGUUGCAGAUAUAUUUUUUUGUAUGGGAUCAGUGGAAGACCUCAAAUAAGAGAAGGGGAGCCUCCCUUGGCUCGA
Messenger RNA from Anolis sagrei ordinatus, 1300 nucleotides. NCBI's taxonomy places the organism in Eukaryota, Metazoa, Chordata, Lepidosauria, Squamata, Anolidae. The record is from RefSeq and is a predicted model, not a curated record.